Messenger RNA from Zea mays, 3504 nucleotides. RefSeq lists its product as uncharacterized. Lineage: Eukaryota; Viridiplantae; Streptophyta; Magnoliopsida; Poales; Poaceae. The coding region runs from base 272 to 3001 and encodes 909 amino acids. The record is from RefSeq and is a predicted model, not a curated record. The transcript has 7 exons.
AAACCGGUACGGCCCAGUUGGCGGCCCCCGCUGCCCCCGGCUCCACGACCGCUGAAAGAGAAGUCAAAGCGCACGGGUCGGCAGGCAGCUUCCGCGUUCCCACUGCGCAGUCCGCGCUCCUCUUCCCUCACUGGUGCUCGCCUUGGCUGCUCCACUCCCAGCUCCAAAACCCUAACCCCGCGAGACAUCCAGCAGCUAGGAGCGGGUCCAGGAGCUCACCGUCGAGCGACCGCUACACUCGACCUCACCGGUUUCUAAUGCUGAUCAAAGCAUGAGCUUCACUCCUGUUCCAAGGUUCAGGGGGGCAGCCUAUUCGCAGUUGUGUCCUCAGUCUAGCAGUUGUGCUGAACAUUUGGUAAAUGUGGAUGGGGCGAGUGCAAAAGACUUGUCAGUUGACCCAAGCACAUUUUGUAUUCCGCAAGAUGCUAAUCAGGGAUUUUGUAGCCGAGCUUUACAGUACACUAGUUCUGUUUCAAAGCAGGGAUUUGCAGCUCAAGGUCUUCCUGUAAAUGCUGCAGAGUUUGGUCUGAAUAAUGAUUCUUCUUUGGUGGGAGGAUAUCAACAAUUUGACUACCUUCUGGGGCCUCCUCAAACUGAAGUGUGUGAAGGAAUGUGGAUGAAAAAUAUCAACACAAGUAUCAUCCACCGGCGUAGACCUUCUAAUGCAUCCUGCCUUGAUCAUACAGAAGAACUAACUUCCUAUGAAAAUGAUGAGGGAGCUAUCUCAUUUGGAAGUAGUUGUAGCACAGGAAUUGCGAGUUAUCCAUAUAGUACUCCUUUGCAAAGAAAUAGCCACAUUUCGGAUACGCGGGAUGGAACUUGGGAUGCUCUCGUGCAAAUGCAAGAGGCUUUGGAAGCAUCCAACAGUGACAAUGGACUCAAUGAAGAGUGCAGUGAUUUGACUUUCAAUCAUGCAGAACUUUCAGGUGGGAAUGCCGUAAAGCAUAAAGUUGUUUGGGACAAUGGCUCUUUAAACAGUCCAUCUUUCACCUCAAAUUUAUUGUCUUUCCCUGGUGAUACUGAGACCACCCUCACAAGUGCCUCCACUGUUUAUUGUACCUUUCAGAACUUUGCUGAUCUCCAACAUAAGAUGAACAACAAUGAGCAAAACAAAUUAUCUAGUGAGGUUGAACUGCCUCGUCAGAAAGUGCCCAUGACAAACCAUGUUAAUGGAAGUGGAGGUGAAAUGCAUUCUGCUGAAUGGGGAACGAACCCUGGUCUCAUAGAAUCUUCUGGCUUUAUGCCAAGCAAUGAAGACAGACAAAACGAUAUAUCACAUCAACCGUCAAGUUCAUUUGUAUACAGUGCAGAUGGAACUGUGGAUCAUUGCUCAAAAAAGUCACCCCUCAUGUAUGAAUGUGAAGAGCAGAUGGAAAUUGAUUCACUUUUAAAUUCAUUCGGUGUAUCAACUGAUUCAUUUUCACAAACAUAUGGAAUGUUUGAGCGAAGCAACAAUUUGGUUGAGUUUGAUAUGAAGACCGAAUUAGAUGAAAGUGGUUCUGCUGCAUGCUUUAAUAAUAAUGCCCCAUAUAUGCAAACUGGACCACCUGAGUCAGCUAUAUCUGAUGGAUCUUCUUAUCCUGAACAGUAUCAGUCUACUUCUCAAACAUGUGGCUUAGUUUAUGCUUCAGCAUCUCAGUGGCAAAAUAUGUCAAGUUCUGGAUUGCCUUUACUGGAUUGUCGCAAAAGUAUUGGUGAGCCCACUUCAAUAAUUAGCCUGGGGGGAAAUGGUAAAGGACACUUGCUGCCCACAAGUGAAGAUACUUUAUUACAGAAACCACAGAGUGUUGCUCCUGAUGCUAGAUUGGAAAUGACCGACAAUGUUGCUGAUUGCUAUCUGGAGUCUGCUGCUAGCUUGGAUGGCCAUUCUUGUCCACUAGGAGCUUCCGCAUGUCAUGAUGAAGCAAUGGCAGCCAAAGAUUUGCAGACAGCACAACAUGGCGUAGUCACAGAUUGCACCUUUGGAAUACAUACUUCAAACCACGCUGGACAUUCAGACAUGCUGCUACCCAUUACACAGACUACUUCUGUUCAAGAGCCUGGCUUGAGUUUGUCCAAGGAUCUGAACUCAUCAUGUAUUCGAGGAACAGAGGUUAAGAAAGUAGAUUUAACAGCAACAUACAAUUCUGAACGCCAUGGCAUCCUCCGCCUCAAGUCUUUUGAACAAAAAACUCCUGAGAGUAUGGGUAUGAAAACAUACAUAUAUCAUUGUGGUGAUCAUAGCCAGAUUGUUGAUCCUCAGCAGAGUAUCAUACUCGCUGCAAGCAAACCUUCACACUCAAGUGUUUUGCCAGUUGACAAAUCUGAUGGCAAGGUCGUUUCACAGCAAAAAAAGCGGAAAAGGGCUGCAGAAAACCUUUUAGCGUGGCAUGAUCACAUCAUGCCCGGGCAUGGGAGCAUGCAUCGUAGAAGAACACCUGAAUUGGAUUGGGCUCGUGCUACCAAAAGAUUGGUUGAGAAGCAGGUAGAUGGUGAGAAUGCAACAAUGGGAAGUAGCACCUUUAAUACUCCAGCUCGGAAGAGACUUAUUUUGACUACUAGCCUGAUUCAGUAUAUUCUUCCUGUUGUACCAGCUAGACUUCUUGCCGCAAAUGUUACUAAUUCCAUUGAGGCCAUUGUAUACCACAUUUCUAAAUCCGCACUCAGUGACGCAUGUGACACUGCUCUAUCUGUUGUGAAUGACACGCUACCGAACCAGAGCAGCACUUCUGGUAAGGAAGGCUCAAGAAUCCUAUCAGAAGUUCUGGAAACAUAUGAGUCGAGGCUUGGCAAGCUGGAAAUUUCCUUGUUAAGCUCUGAAAAGGCGACGACAUUGCAUGAUCUGGCAUCAGAGCUACAGGACUUGGGGCGGUGGUAUAUUCUCUAUCAUCUUGCAAAGUGGCAUGGGUACACUAACAAUUCUGAGCUCGACCCUGGCGCAGCUACUGUCAAGAAACAUGAAGGAGCUGCUGCAGCACCAGUAAACUCGCUGAGUGAUAUCAAGUGUCGCUUACUGAACUAGGGCAGCUCAGCGACUACUAACAAGUCAACCCAACCCGUGUUAUGCUGAACUGCGUAUAGGAAUAUAGAACCAUAGAACAUACUGCUGCUGUGGAUAGGCCUGGCGCGGUGGUGAGAAGCCUUCUACUGAGCCAAAGGUCUUGGGUUUAACACAACCUUUCUGCAAAAAUGUAGAGAUAAAGGCUGACUCUGUUAUUUCUUCUCUAGAACCUCACUCAUGUGGAAGUCGUCAUCACUGGGUCCGUCUUUAGAACGUACUGCCGCCCCGUUGCCUUGUUGGCUUUUUUUUUGUUUGUAAAUGAGAGGCAACCUCUCCGUUUAGACUUAGGAAUAUGGUGAUGUGACUUACCAUGUGCUAUGUGAUCAUUAGAUGUAGGAGCACGGGAAGAUCAUUUUGCAAGUAUAGCUAACGCUAGCUGUCUGGAACUUCCAGAUGUUACUGUUCUUUUGGCCAGUUUGCUAGAUGGUUAUGAUCCGGUGGUUGCAGUUUUUGAUUGUCUUUUA